Molecule: messenger RNA, 996 nt
Organism: Condylura cristata (star-nosed mole)
Lineage: Eukaryota; Metazoa; Chordata; Mammalia; Eulipotyphla; Talpidae
Product: protein FAM188B2
Exons: 8
Coding region: 1-996 (331 amino acids)
Biological process (GO): protein K48-linked deubiquitination
Molecular function (GO): cysteine-type deubiquitinase activity; K48-linked deubiquitinase activity
Source: RefSeq, a predicted model, not a curated record
AUGGCAGGGAGACAGCCCAGGGGCGAAUCAGAGAGGGACAAGAAACUGCGGCAGAUCCUCUUUGGAAAUACAGCACACGUCUUCAGUUGUGACUGGAAAAAGGCUUAUUUCAGGUUCCAUGAGUCUUUUCCUGACCUGUCUUUCACUCUGGAGAUCGGAAAGGGUGGUGCCCAAAGCAUUCAGAUGGCUGUCCAAGGAAGCAUCAUCAAACACCUGUUGUUUACAAGGAAGGGAAAAGACUGUAACUCUCACAGCUGCCUCCCGCAUGACAGUUUACGUGCAAUAAGCAAGCAGGAGCAGGAGCGCGCCCUGGUGUCCUCACUAGCGGAUAUCCUGUGGGCCGCAGGAGCUGCGCAGAAGGUCACCAUCUGUCUUGUCACUGAGGACAUCUACAUUGCUUCGACCCCUGAGUAUUUCAGAGAUGACUUCACGGAACGGCUGUGUCUGUUUGAACUCUUAGAGAAGGAAGCCACUGAGAAAUUCAUCUAUGAUCAUUUACGAUGUGCCAUUUUGAACAUGAUUUUGACUGGAAGAGCAAGUCCCAAUGUAUUUGAUGGCUGUCAGAAAGGAAAGAGUCAGGAAUUAUUACGCGGUAUCCUCGCACGCAGCAACAUUGGCUACUUGCAGUGGGGUAAGGAUGCUUCAGUGGAUGACAGACUUUCACAGGUGGGCAGCAUGCUGAAGACACCCAAAUUACCUAUUUGGCUGUGCAACAUCAAUGGAAAUUACAGUGUCCUUUUUAGCACAAACAGGCAGCUUUUAUCAGACUGGAAAAUGGAACGUCUCUUUGAUCUGUACUUUUACAGUGGGAAGCCCUCACAGGAAAAGCCUGUGCAUCUUACAAUACUCACUCCCAUCACUGGGAAAGGGACCAACAUGAUGAUGAACAUAGGCCAGGAAGACGUUGUUCUCCAGUGGAGAUGGUCAUCAGAACCAAGUGGAGAGAAGCCACCAUCAACUGGAAUGGAGCAGUUCCCUUUUUCUGAAGAAAGCUAG